UUUUUUAUUUUUUUGCAGACGCUUAUCCUAGGUGGCUCUGAUACCACAACUGCCACAUUAACUUGGGCAAUUUCCCUACUUCUAAACCAUCCCACAGCCCUCAAAACAGUGCAACAAGAAAUAGAUAUGUAUAUUGGACAUGGAAAACUGCGACGGGUAGAUGAAUCAGACACCAAGAACUUAGUUUACCUCCAAGCCAUCGUCAAGGAAACAUUACGACUCUACCCUCCAGGACCCUUAUCCAUACCACGUGAGUCUGUUCAAGAUUGCCAUGUCUCUGGCUACUACGUCCCCAAAGGCACUCGCUUGAUAGUAAACAUUUGGAAGCUCCACCGCGACCCUUGCUUGUCGACUGAACCUGAUGAGUUCAGGCCAAAGAGAUUUCUUACGUGGCAAGCAAAAUCGAAUUUAAAAGGGCAGCAAUUUGAGCUCCUUCCUUUUGGUGCUGGUAGGAGGUCAUGCCCUGGAAACACCUUAACCUAUCAAAUGUUGCAUUUGAUACUAGCUCGGUUGCUACAAGGGUUCAACCUUGCGAUCCUGCCGGGGAAUGAAGAAGUGGAUAUGAGUGAGGGGUUAGGGCUUUCACUGCCUAAGGCAACUCCAUUGGAAGUGUUGGUCACCCCACGCUUGCCGAGUGAGUUUUAUGAUCAGCCAUAGAUAGACCAUCUUAGUUUGUAGUGUGUAUGUUGCAUAUGUAAUGUGCGGUAAAUGGGAGUGUAUACAAGGUCACCUCACCUCUACAUUUUAGGACUCUUGUACCAAUAAGGUGGACCCAUAUUUACAAUAUUUGUUUUUGGAUUAAGUCCAAGAACUAGAAUACAGAUUUGUGAUAAGAAUUA
This is a messenger RNA of Camellia sinensis, 839 nucleotides long. The record is from RefSeq and is a predicted model, not a curated record. Lineage: Eukaryota; Viridiplantae; Streptophyta; Magnoliopsida; Ericales; Theaceae.